Molecule: messenger RNA, 423 nt
Organism: Lactuca saligna
Lineage: Eukaryota; Viridiplantae; Streptophyta; Magnoliopsida; Asterales; Asteraceae
Source: the annotation of a GenBank genome assembly
AUGCGUGGUUUAGAAGAUAGAGAUGAUGAAUACAAGACAAUGUUAAAUGAGAAGCUUCAAGUUACAGAUGGCAGUGGUUUGAUACAGAGUGGUGUUCCUAACUUUUGUGUUGUUCUUCUAGCACUAAAUGAUCUAGGGUAUAAAGCAAGGGGAAUUCGGUUGGAUUUUGGUGAUCUUGCUUAUCUUUCAUGUGAGAAAAGAAAGUUCUUUGAAACAAUUGGAAUGGAAUUUGGAGUUCCGAGGUUUGGAAAGACUGGAAUCACUGCUGCGUUCUCUGGCCAACCGAGAAGUUCACUUCGCCUAAAUCGGUUCAACAGGAACACCUUAAUCGGACCUAGGGCACGUAAAUUUGAGCAGUCUCCAAUGAUGUCAGUUGAGCCCACGGUCGUCGGCGAGGCGAAAUCAGCCACAGAAGUAACCUAA